AUGGGGCGAGCAGCAUGCUGUGACAAAGAUAAGGUGAAGAAAGGAGCGUGGUCAGCUGAGGAAGAUGAGAAGCUCAAGGCUUAUAUCCAACACUAUGGAACUGGAGGCAACUGGAUUGCUCUUCCCAACAAAAUAGGGCUGAAGAGAUGUGGGAAGAGUUGCAGGCUUCGAUGGCUCAAUUAUCUGAAACCAAAUAUCAAACAUGGCGGAUUCUCUCAAGAGGAAGACAAUAUCAUCUGCAACCUCUUCAUAAGCAUUGGCACCAGGUGGUCUAUAAUUGCAGCCCAGUUGCCAGGGAGAACAGACAACGACGUAAAGAACUACUGGAACACGAAGUUGAAGAAGAAACUGCUCGGAACUCCAAAACACUCCUCUAACGUCAACAAGUUACCGUCCAACUCCAACUCCACCAUGGAAAGGCUUCAGCUCCAAAUGCAGCUUCAAGGCCUUCAUAACUCCUACUCUGUCUACAACGCUGCGGCGCUCUGGCCAACGGUGUCCACUGGCGAGGAAGCUAAGGUGGUAACAGGACAACUGCCCACAUCGACAGGAGGGAAGAGUCUGAUGGGUUCGAGCUCGGGGGAGGAAGAUGGAGGAGCCAUAGAGAUUGAUAAUGUGAAGGAAAUGGAUGACUCCAAGGAGAGUUUGGUUUGGUGGUGUGAUGAUUUUGAUGCAAAAUCUGCAGCAGCUUUAGACCUCUGGAACACUAAUUCAACCGAGGGGAUUUUUCAGGAUUGCGAACUGCUUGGUUAUGGCCUUUAGGAAAUUUGGUCAUAUGCUUCUCAUUAUUGUCAUUCAAGUGUGGAGGGAAAGAGGAGAGAGGUGUUACCAAGUUUUGUAAAUUUGUGUGAAUAAUCAAUGUUAAUGGCUUAAUGCAUGUGCAUUUGUCACAAA
Momordica charantia (bitter melon) is the source of this 894-nucleotide messenger RNA. RefSeq names its product transcription factor MYB36. The record is from RefSeq and is a predicted model, not a curated record. Lineage: Eukaryota; Viridiplantae; Streptophyta; Magnoliopsida; Cucurbitales; Cucurbitaceae.